This is a messenger RNA of Drosophila arizonae, 7120 nucleotides long. RefSeq lists its product as uncharacterized. Gene Ontology annotation, biological process: cAMP biosynthetic process; adenylate cyclase-activating G protein-coupled receptor signaling pathway; intracellular signal transduction. Gene Ontology annotation, cellular component: plasma membrane. The record is from RefSeq and is a predicted model, not a curated record. Gene Ontology annotation, molecular function: adenylate cyclase activity. NCBI's taxonomy places the organism in Eukaryota, Metazoa, Arthropoda, Insecta, Diptera, Drosophilidae.
AGUCGCAAGUGAGGCGAUGGAAAUGGAAAUUGAAUGUGGAAAAGCUUUAAGCGAAAAAGCUUCGUUGAGUUCGCUUCAACAUUCAACAUUGAACGAAGCCGACAGGAAAAGCGCAUAAAAGGCAGGCACAUCGGAAAAUUCAACUCAGUUGCGGUUUCAACGUCUCCGACUGCGAAUGCGAGCUGCACAAGAAAAUUCGUUGCGAAAAGUGGAAAACGUUGGGGUUUCGAAAGAAGCUGAGUAAUAAGAAAUGUUUUAAAAUGUACAAAUAAAUAAUCAGAAAAACCCAAACAAAGUAUAAUAACGAGAAGAAGAAGUGAAACGUGAACAGUCGCAGUAUCGUGGAGCAGUCACGAGCAGCGGCGCUGCCGAUAACGCUGCAUACUUAGUGGCAUCAGACGUGCCGGCACCUGCCGCAACAGCAGACCCAUUAGACAGCAUGAGCGCCAGUGGCAACGGUAACAGCACCAGCAGCGCCAUCAAUACCAACGCCACCAGCACCAGCACCGCCACAACUGGCACCGCCACCGGGACCGGCACCGUCACCAAUCCAGCAUCCACGCACAUUUUUCGUUCGCUGUCAUCGGAGAGCCAGAAGCGGGAAUGGUCGAAGCGUCUGUCAUUGCGUGGCAUGCGGCAUGGCGCUGGAGCUGGAGCUGCCAGUCUGGCUGCCAGCAAGGAGGAGACGGCCGGAGUGGGCGGAGCAGUCGGCGGUCCGGGCAAGCAUCGCAAGUUCUUUAGUCGCUCCGCAUCGCUGAAGCAGGCGGGCAGCGGCGGCGGCAGCACGCAAGCCUCGAUGGAAUUGCAUGUACCUGGGCACUCAUCCGCAGCUGGCUCCCCAUCUGGACUGGCGCAUCCGCUGACACAGCCAUCGACGCCAAAGAAAUCCAAUUGGGAGGUGAUCGAACAUUUCAAUACCAGCGCCAAGGGAGGCAAAGCAAUGGUUAGCAGCAGCCUGAUUGCGGCUGGCAUCACGCGCUGCAACAUUGACGAGUCGAUUGACUCAACCAAUUCGAGCUCCACCUGCCACAGUCCGAUGAUCUAUCAGAGGGACGAGGCCCAGCUGCUGCAGCAACAAUCCGAUGCAGCUGACGGUCGCAGCAAUGUGGAAGCGAACAAUCCAAGCACCACGGGCAUUCAGGCAGGCAGUCCAAGCAUAUCGUUCUGGUACCGUUUGAAUCGCAUCAUUCUGCGUCUCUGCUCGACGCAUCAGUUCAAGAAUCUGCAGGUGGAAAUGCUUUAUCAGCGUUAUUUUCUGCGAAUGAAUCAGAGUAAUACGACGCACAUUUUGGGCCUGUUGCUAACGUUGAUUUUGGCAUUAUCCUGCACCCAGCUGGUCUACACCACCAUGCAGCUGCGCCGCAGCCUCGCCACCCCCAACCACCCGGCCACUGGGCUGACAUCCGCAACGAUUCGAUUGGCGGCUCAGUCGCUCGACGCGAAUGCCACGGCCAGCGAAAAUGUUACGCACCUGAUGACGGCCACAGCAGCAGCAGCAGCUGCACCACUAGCACAGCCAACACCACCACCAGCACCACCAUCGCCGCAACGUGCAAAACAAAUGAGCCACCAUCAGCAUUUGGUUUCUAUUGGCAGUCUGGCAACGCUCAGCGCCGUGCAAACUCCAACUGGCAUUCGCCGCAACACUAAUGCGUCACAGCGGACCGCCGUUGCCGACGAGCGGAGCCCGCAGUGGCUCGAGCCUCGGCAGAAGCGCAAGCAUUACCGUCGCCUACACAAGCAUCGCUACAAGCAGCAUCAGCAUCGCGCCAGAUACAAACGUGGCAUGCAGGAGCAACAAAAACGGAUUUACCACGUGAUUGGGGCAACUGCUGAAGCUGACGCCAAUGUUAAUGGUGAAGAUGAUGAUGAUGAUGAUGAUGUUGCCGACAAUAAUGAUGAUGGCAUUAAACGCUUUAUAGGGCAGCGCGACAACAAUGAUAACAACCGUCGGCGUUUGCCCCUGAGCAGACGCCAGGCACGUGCUGAAGUGCUCAAAUUGACGCCGUUUGAUGGGGCUUCCAAUGCGAAUGCCACGCAACAGCAGCAGCAGCAGGAGCAGGAGGAGCUGGAGGAGCAGGAGGUGACACAUGAACCGAUAGAAACUGAAAUAUUUGGUGUAACUGAUAAUUCGGAGAGUUCAUUGGAUUACACGCAUGUCUUCUACACGAUUUUCAUGCAAAUCGAUGAGUCUGUGCUCGUUUUUCUCGUUGUCAUGCUAAUCUGUGGCAUCGUCUAUGCAUUUCUACUCUGCAUACUGUCAAAGCCGGCGAUGAAUGAAAUAUUUCUGGUGCUCGUCUCCUAUGUCAUAUUGGGCACGUUUCUGGCCAUUGAAGUUGCCGUUAGCUAUGUGCUGCAGCCAAGCAAAUCGUUCAAUGGCAGCGCCUGUUGCAUUGUGCUCAUCUACAUGACAUACACGAUGUUGCCGCUGCGGUUGCGUGAGUCGCUCAUCGGUGGCAUGCUGCUGAGUGGCACGCAUCUGUACACCUGUCUGCGUACACAAUACACGCUGGAUAAGCAGGAGCAGGAGCAGCAACAGUUGGAGCUUGAGCUGGAGCUGGAGGUGGAGCAGCGGGCGCCAAUGAAGACGCAUCUGUCCUGGCAGGAGCUGCUGUGCACCUGCAUUGCCCUGUUGCUGGCGAAUCUUACAGGUAUUUACACGCACUGGCCCAAGGAGAAGGCGCAGCGCAAGGCGUUCAUUGAGACGCGCCAGUGCAUCGAGGCGCGUUUGCGUACGCAGCGCGAGAAUCAACAGCAGGAGCGUUUGCUGCUGUCGGUGCUGCCGCGACAUGUUGCCAUGGAGAUGAAGGACGAUAUUGCGGGCCAGCCACGUGACACACAAUUUCAUAAGAUUUACAUACAGCGCCAUGAGAAUGUCAGCAUCCUGUUUGCCGACAUUUGCGGUUUCACCAGUCUGUCGGAUCAGUGCACGGCCGAGGAGCUGGUGCGCCUGCUGAACGAGCUAUUUGCACGCUUUGAUCGAUUGGCUGCAGAGCAUCAUUGUCUGCGCAUAAAGCUGCUGGGCGAUUGCUAUUACUGCGUCUCCGGGUUACCAGAGCCGAGGCCGGAUCAUGCCCACUGCGCUGUUGAGAUGGGACUCGAUAUGAUAGACGCCAUAGCUCUGGUGCGCGAGGUAAUGGCCGUGAAUGUGAACAUGCGUGUGGGCAUCCACACGGGACGCGUGCAUUGCGGCGUUUUGGGCCUGGUCAAAUGGCAAUUUGAUGUUUGGUCGAACGAUGUGACUUUGGCCAAUCAUAUGGAGAGCGGCGGCAUACCCGGCCGUGUUCACAUCACCAAGGAAACUCUCAAGUGUUUGGAUGGCGAUUACGAGGUGGAGGAGGGCAAAGGCGCUGAUAGGAACUCGUAUCUCAAGGAUCAUCAGAUAGAAACAUAUCUCAUAGUGCCAGGCGAUAUCUACAGACCGCACAAGAAAUCGCGCAAUCGCCUGCAGGUGAAUGGCAACAUAUCCAAGGAGCUGCGCAUGAUGGGCCACGGCACCGCACAGAAACACACAUCCAAAUUUGGCUUUGGCGACAGCUCCGAGAGUCACAAGGAUCCCGAGGAUGAGGUCAAUGAGUACUUGAUGCGUGCCAUCGACGCGCGCAGCAUCGAUCAUCUGCGCGCCGAGCAUUGCCAGUCGUUGUUGCUGUGCUUCAAGAGCGACGCGUUGGAGCGCAAGUAUUCCAGCGAGCCGGACCGCAUGCUCUGCGUCUACUUCUACUGCAGUCUGCUGGUGCUGCUGGGCACCACGCUGAUGCGCUUUGUGGUUUUUGGCACCUCCCCGCGGGUCUUCCUGCUCUCCAUGCUGGCUUUGCUGUUGCUGCUCGUGCUGGUCUUCUGCGUGGCCUGUCAUAACAUCAACGUGAAGCUGCCCUCGUAUAUGAAACACUUCUCGCAGAGCAUUCACAGCAAUCGCACCUUGUCGCAGUCCAUUGCCUUUGCCACCGUUUCGCUGAUUGUUUGGACCACGUUGCUGGCCAUGUUGCAGGAAUCAAUGCGUCAAUUGAGGCAGCUGCGUUUGCAAUGGAUCUUUUUGCACGCGAACACCAGCAUCAGCAUCGACAGCAGCCUGGCGGAGCAAAUAGAAUUGGACCUGGAGCAGGACCAUCAGCGGGAGCUCUCAACGCCAAACUGUGAUUUCUAUUUUGCGUAUAAUACAUUCCUGCUGCUGACGCUGCUCUCGAUGAUGUGCUGCGCCACGUACCAAGUGCUGCGCAUAGUGUUGAAGCUUCUCCUGCUGCUGUUGGCCGCUGGCAGCUACAUGGCGUGCUCCUCGUAUUUAUAUGUGAGCAGCAGGCAAAUCAGCGCUCAGCUGGCCAAUGAGGAAGCCCUGCUGCGCUAUAUAAUUGACUCAAUCUUCCUAUUUGCAUUUAUGCUCGCCCUGAUCUUCCACAGCCAUCAAACGGAGGCCACCUACCGCUUGGACUUUAUCUGGAAACUGCAGGCAACGGAGGAGAAGGAGGACAUGGAGCAUUUGCAGGCUUAUAAUCGGAAACUGCUCGAAAAUAUUUUGCCCGUGCAUGUCGCCGAGCAUUUUCUGAGCCGCGAGAAGCACCUCGACGACUUGUAUCACGAGCAAUGCGAUUCCGUGUGCAUACUCUUUGCCAGCAUACCGAACUUCUCCGAGUUCUACGUGGAGCUGGAGGGCAACAACGAGGGCGUCGAGUGCCUGCGUCUGCUGAACGAAAUCAUUGCGGACUUUGACGAGCUGCUGAGCGAGGAGCGUUUCCGUUGCAUAGAGAAAAUCAAGAGCACCGGCGCCACCUACAUGGCUGCCUCUGGGCUGACGGCCAACACCUGCGACCGGGUGAACUUCAGCCAUGUGACCGCCAUGGCCGACUACGCGCUGCAGCUCUUCGACAAGAUUGAGGAGGUCAACAUGCACUCGUUCAACAACUUUCGCAUGCGCAUAGGCAUUAACAUUGGACCCGUGGUGGCUGGUGUGAUUGGCGCCUGCAAGCCGCAAUAUGAUAUUUGGGGCAAUGCCGUGAACGUGGCCUCCCGCAUGGACUCGACGGGUCUGGUCGAUCACAUACAGGUGACCCAGGAGAUGCAGCAGCUGCUCGAGUGCCGGGGCUACGAGCUCACCUGCCGCGGCAGCGUCAACGUCAAGGGCAAGGGCUCGAUGAUAACCUAUUUUCUGAAGGGUAAGGCGCAGCAGCCCGCCACGGUCCCCGCGGUCCCCAUGGGCGGGGCAGAGGAGAAGCCGGCAGCGGAAGCAAACAAGACGCCAGCAGUUGAAGGCGUGGCUGCGGCCACAGUGGAGCCGCCCGGCGAGGCGGAUGUGGACGAAGAUGACGAGGAGGACGACAUCGACCUGAACUCGAAUAUGCAAAACUUGACGGCGCAGCGGCGGAAAUCUCUGUGCCGACAGCACAACAUCUCCUCCUCGUUCGGCACCACCGUCAGCUCCACGGGCAUCACGCCCAGCAUCUCGAACAGCUCCAGCGUGGUGACGAUUGGCGCUUUGCCGGCGCUGCUGCGCAAUGCGAAUCAGGCGAAUGCCGACAGCUGUGCCACGCCCACAGCGCCCAGGACACUGGUGGCGGAGCUCAAGGAGGAGAUCGCGCGGGACGAGAAGAGCGCGCUGAAGGACUCCAUCGAGAACCUGGAGAUCCUGCUGAAGAACAACAUCAGCCUCUCGGAUCUGAGCAACAAGCAGCAGCAGAACCUGCGCAGCGAGGGCAGCUGCAGCAGCUCGACGACAACGACGCUGCGCAAGCGGGACACCAUCGUCAGCUUCCAUGUGACGGAGACGCUGACCACGACAGCCUCCUAUAUGCAGCAGCAGCAGCGCAAGCGSCGCUCGGUGAGCACGAUGGCUACCAGCUGCACCACCAACUGCAGCAGCACCAUCACCACCCGGCUGCUGUCCAACGAGAGCCAGAGCUCGGCGCACACGGCGCCUGGCACGCUGGAGAGUGACGAGGCAGCUGGCGAUGACAGUGGCGCUGGAGCGGAUGCAGCCCGGGGCCAGCCGUUGGACUGGCAGCCGCGCAUAGCUUUCCUCGAGCCGAAUCGCAGUCCCAUCAAGACAUCCCAGUCGAUGAGUCCCAUUGGCCUGGCCACCGAGGUGUUUGUGCUGCCCAACAGCCGCAGCAUGAUCCUUAUCAGCAGCAGCAGCGCUGGCAGCAGCCCAGGAGCAGGAGUUGGAGGCGGCGUUGGAUUGACAGCAGCAGCAGCAGGAGGCACCAGUCCGCGACCAGGGCUGCUGCAGCAGAUCAGUACGUAAAUAGGUUGAUGGCCAAGCUAAAUGUAAAUAUGUAUAAAAGGCAGUCGAAUCGAGGAAGGGGACAGAGUUGCCAGAUCGUCGAGUUGCUAGCAGAGUAAGUAGCAAGGAGUAUAAAUUGGUUUUAAAUAGCUAGAAGAGCUUGAUGUCAUGCGCCAAGAGUCAGGCAUUGUAGAGUGACAGCGUUGCCAGAUCGGCAAGCUGUUCGAAGAGUAAAUGCUUUAGAGAGUGAUACGCGAUGCUUUAAGGCAGAGGCAGUCGUUUAUCACUGAGUUGCUAGAAGAUCAGAUGACCUCGAGAGCUGAUGGCAUAUCCCAUCAGGCUGGCAUAGAGAGUGACAGCAUUGCCAGAUAGUCAGAUGGUAUAGAAAGAAUACUUUAAAGUUAAAAAGCUAAGAGCUGCUUAGUUAUGCAUGCUCCAGCAGUAAUUCCCCCUCAAACAACCUAACAUCUAAAGGCAUAUCCGACUAGACUAAACGGCGUUGCCACAUAGUCAGUCAUCCGCUUAGAGUUGUGUGCUCCAGCAGUGUUGAUACCCUUGAUCCCAACUAUUUCUAUUGAUCUCGCAUUUGUUGUUUGUUCCUUUGAGCAGCCUAGCCUGAACCAGGCAUAUCCGACUAGGCUGCGUACCCUGCAUAUCACAGCAAAAUAAACGAAUUUCGAACCGAAAAACAAGCUGUUGCCAUAGACUAGAGUUAUGUAUAGUUAAAUAAGGGAGCACUAUGACCAGGUUCCUAUAUAAAUAUAUAUAUAUAAAUGUAUACUAUUUGUAGUUGUUAUUAGAGCAACUGUACUCAAUUUACAGGGUAUACAAAUGCAACAGUUUCUAAGCUUUGUUACCAUUAAAUGUGUCGACACUAUCGAGAAAUGUGACUCGAGUCAAUUUGUAGGA